UAUCAUUUUGAUUUUAAACUUAAUCGAGAUGAAUGAAAAGAAAAUGAUUUCAGCAAUAUCGAUGUGUUUGAUUAUUUUAUUUCGUCGUAUGGAAACCAAGAAAAUGAUUGAUAUAGAUAAUAUAAAGUUUAAUUUACCUUGUGGGAAUAAUUACUGUGAGGGUAUACGACAGUAUUGUAGCGAAGAACAGACAUGUUUAUAUUGUACCAGAGAUAUUUGUAUGAUGAGGAAUCCUCCGGAUUUGUGUGUAUUUCAGUGUGCAUCAUAUAAAAAUGACAUCGAUUCAAAGAACACAAAUCAUACUAGAUCUGCAAGGAAGGAAGAUUUAACUGAACAUAUGAGAGUUUGUGUUGAUAAAUGGGUAAUCAUCUUACUGGGUGUAACUGUUGGUGUAUCAAUAGUGAUCAACUGUGGUAUUUUAAUGUGGAUACUAAUAAUUAAGAGAAAUCAGGGAGAAAAAUAUUAUUUUGAUGACUGUUUUAUCAUAUGCAGAAAAAGAAACAUUCAUGAAUUACUUAGAAAGUACCACACAACUGAAAAGCAGCCAGAAUCUCCUUAGAUGACAAAGGAGCCAAACCAGACUGGAUAAAAAUUAAUGCAGUUCCAAAAAUUGAUUAAAUAUCAUUCAUACACAUGGAUUUCCGUGAGUUCAAAAUACCUAUAUGGUCAGCUGCAUUACCCCAAGUGCCUUUCAGAGUUUGUGUUUUAAUUAUUUGCUGGGAGGCAGUGAAGACAGGAUAAACAUGACAAA
This is a messenger RNA of Saccostrea cuccullata (small rock oyster), 751 nucleotides long. RefSeq lists its product as uncharacterized. The record is from RefSeq and is a predicted model, not a curated record. Lineage: Eukaryota; Metazoa; Mollusca; Bivalvia; Ostreida; Ostreidae. The transcript is spliced from 4 exons. The coding region runs from base 29 to 559 and encodes 176 amino acids.